AUGUACGUCGCCAAGGCCCUCACCACCUUCCUCUGCCUCGCCUUUGUCCAAGGGUACGUCAUCACCAUCUUCGACGGAAAAGACUGCAAAGGCGAGAGCAAGAGGGUCAACGUCUGGGACAACACCUGCAGAGACACCAACGUUCUCAACACGAACUCAUUCCGUGUCGAGAAGUACGGCGGCGGCCGCCAGGUGGCCGAUUUCUAUCCGUCAAACAGCUGCGGGACUCGGAGAAUCACCUCAUGGGCAGCUGAUGGAGGGAGCGACACCUUCAAGCAAGGCACAUGUCUCAAUUUGGGCGAGCCUGCCAGGGCCUUUGGCUCGCAUUCCGGGUAG
Messenger RNA from Colletotrichum gloeosporioides, 336 nucleotides. RefSeq lists its product as uncharacterized. Lineage: Eukaryota; Fungi; Ascomycota; Sordariomycetes; Glomerellales; Glomerellaceae. The record is from RefSeq and is a predicted model, not a curated record. Bases 1 to 336 code for a protein of 111 amino acids. The transcript has a single exon.